Molecule: messenger RNA, 2445 nt
Organism: Penicillium atrosanguineum
Lineage: Eukaryota; Fungi; Ascomycota; Eurotiomycetes; Eurotiales; Aspergillaceae
Gene: acoC
Exons: 8
Coding region: 1-2445 (814 amino acids)
Molecular function (GO): hydro-lyase activity
Source: RefSeq, a predicted model, not a curated record
AUGACCGAGCCCAAGUCAUCGCUCGACCAACUUCUCGACAUUCUCUACCAUUCGAGAAAUAUUGCGCUGCGGCCCCAAGAAGUCUCUUCACUUGACCGGUCGCAAAAUGUGUUAGCAGUGCUCACUGUUGCCAUCAAGCUUUUACAGAAAACGGGAAAUGAUCGGGAAUCGAACGCACUCUUGGAUGUCAUCGAAAUUUGUCGCCAACCCCCUGAACUGGGAGGACUCGGCACUGCAGAAAGCAGCCCACUCACACCGGAGCUUGUGUCUGAAAUCCUGUUCUUGACCUCUGCAUGGUUGGAAGCGCUCAAUUCAGCCGACCAUGCCAAAUCGUUGCCCAAGCCUCUCUCUCAGCGGCCCGCUGGUCGCCGAGGCAUGACCCUCAGCGAGAAGAUCUUUGCCAUUCAUGAUAUGGAGCAGAAGGGAUUCGUUGUGCCAGGGGAGCUGAUCCGAAUUCACGUAGACUGGGUGAUUGCCUCGGAGGCAUCCUGGAUGGGUAUGGAGAGAACAUAUGAUAGCCUUGGGAAACCAGGAAUCUUUCGAAAUGAUCGUUUUUGGCUUGCAGGCGAUCAUGUUGUGCACCCACGGGUGAAUAAAUUGCCCAAGGUUCGAAGGCUAAUUGACGCAAGUGAGCGUGCCAAGCGAGUCUUCAAAAUGACGGAUUACCAAGGCAUGAAUUACACGAUCAUGCACACGGAGUUCUACAGAGAACGAGCGCAACCAGGGAUGGUAGUUAUCGGGUCGGAUUCACAUACGUGUUCAUCGGGAGCAGUCGGAUGCUUGGCUAUUGGACUCGGAGCUGCAGAUGUCACUUUGCCCCUAGUGACUGGCGAAACAUGGUUCAAAGUGCCCGAGUCUGUCAACAUCCGUCUCAUUGGAUCUCCGAAGCCGGGCAUAGGAGGAAAAGAUGUGAUCCUUUACAUUCUGCAGCAGCUAAAAAGAAAUACAGUGGCCUCUGAUAGGAUUGUAGAGUUCACGGGCCCUGGUAUUUUGCAUUUGUCCUCAGACGCAAGAUUCGCGAUUUGCAACAUGACGACGGAGUUUGGAGGCGUGACUGGUAUCUUUGUUCCUGAUCAAAUUACACAUGAUUUCAUUCAGAAGCGACGACUGCCUCGCCACAAAAGUCUUCCCACUUACUUUAGGCCUGAUGCUGAUGCCCACUAUGCCGAAGUCCACGAGAUAAACCUUGGAAAUGUUAGGUCUUUCUUGGCGAAAUAUCCAGAACCAGAUAAUGUGGUUCCUGUCGGCGAGCAUGAGGGUAUGGAACUUGAUGGCUGCUUUAUCGGGGCCUGCACAACUGCCGAAGAGGAUUUGAUCUUUGCUGCAUUGGUGUUAGAAAAGGCUCUGCAAAAGGGGCAAAGGCCUAUCAAAAAAGGAAAACGAAAGGUCGUUCCUGGGUCAAUGCCCAUCCUUCACCGUUUGCGUCAGCUGGGACUCACGGAUAUCUACGAGGAUGCGGGUUUUGAAAUUGGAAUCCCUGGGUGCAGUUAUUGUGUUGGCAUGUCUGCCGACCAAGCCGCUCCUGGAGAGGUAUGGCUGUCUUCGCAGAAUCGGAAUUUUGAGAAUCGGAUGGGAAAAGGAUCAAUUGGACAUCUCGGAUCCGCCGCAACAGUCGCUGCAUCCUCGUUCCAAAUGAGAUUGACCGACCCCGAUGAUUUGAUCGGCUCCAUCGAUCUGAGCAGGUGGCAAAAUCUCAAAAGGACAGUACAUUCUAAAAAAGGCACACCUUCAAGCAAAGUGCUCGAAUAUGUUGAGCCCAGUGGUGAUACUCAGACUUCGUCAGAUGUGGCCGUUUUCUCGCACAAAAAUGAUAUAAUGGAUAGCCAACUGCAGCUAAACGCAAAUGUCUCAGACACGCAGCGCAUUUUGAGAGGCAAAGUCCAAAACCUUGGGGAUUUCAUUGAUACGGAUGCGCUUGCGCCCGCCGAUUUCCUAAUGGAAAUGCGGGACAAUAAGAUGAGCGGACUCUACUGCUUGCAGUAUACAAACCCAGGAUUCCGCGACCGUGUCAAGGAAGGCUUGAAUAUUGUGGUGGCUGGGAAAGCAUUCGGAUGUGGUUCAUCCCGCGAGCAAGCAGUCAUGGCGUUACUAGGGUGUGGGGUUCAGUGUGUCAUUGCCAGGUCGUUCGCUUUCAUCUUCCAACGGAACAUGCCUAAUCUUGGAAUGCUGGGUAUCACAAUGCAGAAUGACGCAUUCUAUGAAGCAGCUCAGGAUGGAACGGAAGUUUCUAUCGAUAUUCACAACAGAAUUAUUUAUCUUGGAAAGAGAGACUUUCAAUUCCAGCUCAGUCAGAUGGAACAGGAGCUUUUCGACCGCGGAGGCGUUGCAUCUGCUUUUCGCCAUUUUGGUAACAAGUUGUUCGAAGCUAUGACUGCUCCAAGGGGGUUAGGAGAUGCAGCCCAUCAGGAACAGCCAGCUGGACCAAAUGAUAUUCCACAGUGGUGA